AUGAAAUUGUUAUUAUUACUUGUGUCGGCAAUAGUUGCGGCCACAGUGCAGCCGCAUAACAGCACCCCUUCAUCCGAGUGCGAGACAUACAAUGGUGUGGCCGACGUAGCCGUGCGCUCGGGUCACCACUUCAAAGGCCUCGCCUUCACUGCGGAUGCACUCAAACAUCGACGCGUUAUACUCAUAGGUCAACAGAAAGAGCAGAUCUUUCUUCUCGCCCUACGGUUUGAAUGUCAGCCGCAUAACAGCACCCCUACAUCCAAGUGCGAGACAUACAAGUCAUGUGUUGAGUGCCGUAUCCAUCAAAGCGGACCGUUAGACGAAUGGGCGUGCAAUAGAUGUGACAUAAACCCGAUCGGCACCUCUGAGUUUGGGGUGUGGGACGGGGAACACCUCUGUGUCUACAUUGACAAUAAUGACUGCAAAUAUCAAUUCAAAUAUAAAUACGAAGAGAAAGAGGAUCUCAAUUACGUGAUCGCAGACAACUUCAAGGAAUGCCCGGAACCAGUGGACCUCGUGUUGGUCAUCUUACUGUUAGUUUUGGUGUUGGCUAUAGUUGUGGCCAACGCUCUGCCGCACAGCAGCCCUUCAAACAAAGAGAUUGAGAGCCAAUGGCAACAGUUUCUGACUGAAUUCCGAAGCAAUGAAUUGCAAUCAUUUGAUGAGUUGUCGGCGAGAAGAGAGACAUUUGAGGCCAACUAUCGGCUGAUUGUUAAGCAUAACUACGAGGCGGACAAUGGGUUGCAUUCAUACCGAUUGGGUGUCAAUCAGUUCGCAGACAUGACUGGCGAUGAAUACGAGCAAAAAUACUUGGGAUUUAUGCCAAACUUUGCCGGCAUUAAUACAACCUCAAGUGGUAGAGUGUCCACAAACGCUCAAGAUAUUCCCGAGUCUAUUGACUGGUUAGCAAAAGGAAAAGUUACCGGUGUUAAGGAUCAGGCUCAUUGCGGAGGCUGUUGGGCAUUCUCCACCACCGCCGGAAUCGAGUCGCAAAUCGCCAUCAACUCUGGCAAACUGGUCACCCUAUCCGAGGAGAAUCUCAUCGACUGUUCGCGAACGGGCAAUAAGGGCUGCGGCGGCGGUAAUAUGGUCUACGCCUACGACUAUAUCAUCAAAAACGGUGGCAUCGACUCAGAGCCCAGCUAUCCGUACUCGUCGGCCAUCAACACCACAGACCACCCGUGCGUUUACAAAGCGGCCUCAAAACUGGCCACACUGGAGGACUACGAAUAUAAGGCACCGGGCAGUGAGUCGGACCUCACGGCACAGGUGGCCAAUGUUGGGCCCAUUUCGGUAGGUUUCGAUGCCUCCCAGAAAACCAAAAUCAGGUUAUAUAAGUCGGGCGUCUAUUCCGACCCCAACUGCUCGUCAACUGUACUCAACCACGCGGUGACUGUCGUCGGUUACGGUAAUGAAAACGGCAAAGACUUUUAUUUGGUGAAGAACUCGUGGGGAACCGCUUUUGGUAAUAAGGGUUACUUCAAAUUGGCCCGAAAUGCGGGCAAUAUGUGCGGUGUGGCCACGUUUUACAGUUGGCCCACGGGUGUCAAACUAGUUCAAUAA
Molecule: messenger RNA, 1563 nt
Organism: Medioppia subpectinata
Lineage: Eukaryota; Metazoa; Arthropoda; Arachnida; Sarcoptiformes; Oppiidae
Source: the annotation of a GenBank genome assembly